AUGCAAACAAUAGAAAUUGAAUGGAAUUCAGACACUAAGACUACGGAUGAUUUAGGAUUCUUUAACUUGUUGCCGUUUACAAUGGUGAUCAUUUUGAUUAAACAUCCAAAGACAAAAUCUUCUCAUCUGCUUUUGCAUCAUCUUAAAAAAAGGCACUGUUCGAUGUAUCAAAUUAGCGCUGCAUUAGGAAAAUGCAUUGAACUGAGAAGAAUUGUGAUGACUGAAGAUAGGGGUUUGGUUCAAGUUAUUGAGUUUGCCCUGAGACUCGCAAAAAUGCAAAUCUGA
Molecule: messenger RNA, 285 nt
Organism: Clunio marinus
Lineage: Eukaryota; Metazoa; Arthropoda; Insecta; Diptera; Chironomidae
Source: the annotation of a GenBank genome assembly